Messenger RNA from Dentiscutata heterogama, 507 nucleotides. The record is from the annotation of a GenBank genome assembly. Lineage: Eukaryota; Fungi; Glomeromycota; Glomeromycetes; Diversisporales; Gigasporaceae.
AUGACAUGUAUUCAUCACACAACAAACACAAAAGAGACACCCAUAGUGUCCUGUCUGCCUCACAGGUACAGAUAUGAUCCAAAACUAUUCACGAAUCAGUAUACCUUUACCCAGAGAGAAUCAUUGAGUCUUCUCAUGGCUAAAAAGAGAAUCGGUAACUAUGCUUCUGCCGAAAUGAUCGAGGUUCAUUCUUAUAGUCUCUGCAUUGCCACUUGCAGCUAUGGAACCACUACAACAACUGGUCUUGUACUGCUACUUGAAGCCGUGAAGCCAAAUACAACAAUUAGUCCUUGCACUGCUCCUCGCAGCCAUGGAUCCAAACUACCUCUGGUCCUUGCACUGCUACUUGCAGCCGUGGAGCCAGGUACACUACAGUGCUCUCUUGAUACUGCUGCUAGGAAGUUCAUAUAUCUUGAAAAGGAAUGUACCAGGUCCAGCCAAACAAGAAAAGAUAAAAGUGUAUUGGUCUCUGAUGGCAAAGCUACUAAGCUUAUCACCUCACAAUAG